Messenger RNA from Eleginops maclovinus (Patagonian blennie), 4052 nucleotides. RefSeq names its product pleckstrin homology domain-containing family G member 3-like. The coding region runs from base 546 to 3809 and encodes 1087 amino acids. Gene Ontology annotation, molecular function: small GTPase binding; guanyl-nucleotide exchange factor activity. Lineage: Eukaryota; Metazoa; Chordata; Actinopteri; Perciformes; Eleginopidae. Gene Ontology annotation, biological process: regulation of establishment of cell polarity. The transcript has 20 exons. The record is from RefSeq and is a predicted model, not a curated record.
CACCGGGCUGCAAUGUUGCAUUCUGUGGUACGCGCAAGAGACAGGGCCCCGCCUCCCCACACAGACACAGUGACUGAUUAGAGGGUUCACGUGAAAGACACGAGGAAAACAAACACAUAUGCAAAUGGCUCUUAUCGAGGCCGGCAAAAUGAUUGAGCUCAUGUUAAUUUAUCGUACGAUUAAUUGAUUUAUUGAUUAUCGCGACAGGCCUAAUAAUAUGAUGGUGUAACAUGAGGAUACUCGGUGACAGGGACGACGCUCCUCUUUCCCUGCUGCAGAUUUGAAAAGCGGCGCAUGCGCAGAUUUAAUGAGUGAUGGACGGAGCGAUGCGGAUCAGAGGGCUGAGACACACACUCUCAGCUGUGCCCUGCUAAAGCUCUGCAGAACGGCGCACAGCUCUGUCAGGAGGGUCGUGGACCCAUAUUCUGCCAGCUGGUCCCGCAGCUGAGACACUGGGGGGAUCUGCAGAGGGUCCAGGACAUUAAGACAUAGUCCCUGCAAUACAUAACACGAGGUGAGCUGUCUGAAGACUCUCUGACGUCUCCAUGGAUGAAGAGCCCGUCAGCAGGAAUGAUGGUGUUCUGGACCUGAUCCCCACGCUAUCCCCGGGCUCCAGAGAGGCCGCCAUCGGCCUCACUCCCAACAACAGCAACAACAAUAGGACGGCGGGCGGAGGGGGCAUGGCGCCCAACCCUCAACCCACCUACCUGGACCGUGUGGUGACAGAGAUCAUCGAGACAGAGAGGACGUACGUAAGAGACCUUCGCAUGAUUGUGGAGGACUAUCUGGCCCACAUCAUCGAUGGGUGUGAGCUGAGCCUCCGACCGGAGCAGGUCUGCGCUCUGUUCGGGAACAUUGAGGACAUCUACGAGUUCAACAGCGAGCUGCUCCAGGCUCUGGACCGCUGUGAGAACGACCCGGUGGCCGUCGCCAGGUGCUUCGUGAUGAAGAGCGAGUACUUCGAGGUCUACACGCAGUACUGCACCAACUACCCCAAUUCCGUUGCAGCGCUGACUGACUGCAUGAGGAAUAAAUCUCUGGCUCAGUUCUUCCGGGAGCGCCAAGCGUUCCUGAAACGUUCGCUGCCUCUCGGGUCCUACCUGCUGAAACCGGUCCAGAGGAUCCUGAAAUACCACCUGCUGCUCCAGGAGAUAGCCAAGCACUUUGACCCCCGGAAGCCGGGCUCUGAGGUGGUGCAGGACGCCAUCUACACCAUGACAGGGGUCGCCUGGUACAUCAACGACAUGAAGAGGAAGCACGAGCACGCCGUCAGACUGCAGGAGGUCCAGUCUCUGCUGCUGCAGUGGAAAGGUCCGGAUCUGACCACGUACGGGGAGCUGGUUCUGGAGGGAACUUUCAGGGUCCACCGGGCCAAGAACCAGAGGACGCUCUUCCUAUUCCAGCGACUCCUCCUUCUGACCCGGCGCCGCGGGGAAAACUACGUCUACAAGAGCCACAUCUCUUGCUCCACUCUGAUGCUGAUUGAAAGUGCCAAAGACUCUCUAAGCUUCAGUGUGACACACUACAAGCAUCCCAAACAGCCUCACACUGUCCAGGCGAAGACAUUGGAGGAGAAGAAGCUGUGGGCUCAGAACAUCAAACGCAUCAUCCUGGAGAACCAUCAGGCCGUCAUCCCUCAGAAGGCUAAAGAGGCCAUCCUGGAGAUGGACUCCAUCUAUCCUCGGCGGUUCCGCUACAGUCCGGACCGGCUGAAGACUGCUCAGUCCGAGUCGACCCAUCCGAACCUGGAGAGAAGCAACGCCGUCUCAAAGGAGGCCGAUGGAAGAAACAGAGGAAAUGUCCAACUUCCUGAAGAGCCGUGUGAGCAGACCUUCACAGAGGAAAACCCCGACCCAGAACCCCCCUCUGGUCAGGACAACUCGUUCAGAACCUCAGAAGAUCUGAAUCCUGAGAGACCAGAGCCUCCGCCCUCGGCACCGGAUCCAGAUUCCAAACCUCCGAGCAGCGGGGAGUCCUCGGAGGAUGAGGAGGAAGUGAAGGGGACUCCGGGGGAAGGAAAUACCAGCAUCCUGCCUUCCUCGGUCCUGGACAAAGCCAGCGCCAUUGCUCAGCACUUCAACAUCAAGCGAGGCAGCUCGGCCCGGGGCCAGGACCGAGACACUCCUGACCGAACCCUGCGGCUCCAUAGCAACUGUUCCAGUCCAGCAGAGACCUUCAUCUCUGCAGACUUGAACCCGGCGUCUCCUCGGGAAAACAGGCGGAACUCGACCCUGUCCAAGCAGGACCAGCUGCUCAUCGGCAAGAUCAGGACUUACUACGAGAAUCAGGAUGCCAGCUUUAGCGUGCAGCGCAGAGAGAGCCUAACCUACAUCCCCUCCGGGAUGGUCCGGACAUCCAUCAGCCGGCUCAACAGCAUCCCCUCGGAACAGCAGACCAGUCCUGAGUCCGCCACCCCAGCAGACACGGCUCUCACAAUCUCUAGUGACUCUCUUGACUUGAUCAAGUCCGAUCAGAGUAGCACAGAUCCAGGUUCAGAGGAAAGGUCCUGGUCCAGAUCUGAGAGCCUACAAGAUGAAGUCUUCAGACCUUCUUCUGAGAUGAUCCGGGUCUGGCAGGCGAUGGAGGAAGAGUUCAGCAGAUCUACUGGAGUGAAGGAUCUGAGCCCCAGCACCAUGGAUUCCACAAGUCCUUCACCCCGCCAGGCCUCUGCUGUGAGCCGAACAGGAAGUCUGAAGUCCCUGAAGCUGUUGGGGGCUCCUCGGGGGGCCAACCUGCAGGACCAGACCAAGGACUUGACGAAGUACCAGACCAAGGACCAGACCAAGUACCAGACCAAGUACCAGACCAAGGACCAGACCAAGGACCAGACCAAGCAACUGCUGCAGGACCAGACCAAGGACCAGACUAAGGACCAGCUGCAAGUCCAGACCAAGGACCAGACCAAGCAACGACUGCAGGACCAGUCCAAAGACCAGACCAAGAACCAGACCAAGGACCAGAACAAAGACCAGAACAAAGACCAGAACAUAGACCAGUUGCAAGACCAGACCGAGAGCAAAGUCCUGCACUUGGCCCGGCAGUACAGCCAACGCAUCAGAACCACCAAACCUGAGGUCUGGCAGCGGGGACUGGAGAGCCGGAUCUGUGAGGACCAGGAGAUACCCAGUGCAGCUGAACCCCAGCAGACUCUGCAGGUAGGCUGGACCCGCCCUCGGACCCCCAGCCUCCCCGGCAGCUCGCUGGUCCUUAGUCCUGCCCCCCCCACCGAGGGCUUCCGCUGGCCAGAUGUCAGAGAGCUGCGAUCCAAAUACUGUGACAUGGGCUGCCCCCCCCAGGAGGACCAGAGGCCUGAGGCCGGUCGGAGGAGGUGCCAACCCCAGGAGAGUUCGACAGUACUGGAGUCCUAUAUGAGUUCUGGGGGCGGCCUGAGGAGGUGCUCCAGCCUGGCUGAGGAAACUGCCUUUGGCAGAAGGCAUCUCCAGAGAGCCCUGUCUCUAGACCCCCGGUCCCUGGACACCCAGUCUCUGGACCCCCUGCUGGGCUGCGAGACUCAGAUGGACCAUGGUGCUAACAGCAGGUUCUACAUGGCAGCCGAGGCGCCACUGCCCCACGACCCAGAGCACAAGAUCCUGGUCAUGGAAAAGCGGAGGGUGGGGGACGAUAGCUUGGUUCAGAUCCGAUCCCCCAACAGCAGGGAGAAGAUCUCCAUCAUGGCCGUCAUCGAGCGCUGUCGCGGCUACCAGGAUUCAGAGGAGGGGAAGGACAGACCAAACCAGAACCAGAACCCCGGCUCAGACCUGGUGAGGAACCUGAGGGCCCGCUUCCAGAGCCUGAGCGAGGGAACCUGAACGGGUUCAGGACAGGGUCUGCACGGGUUCAGAGUAACAGCUCACCCCCCCCCCAAGAGCUCAAAGCAGCUGGGACCUGGUCCACAGAGACCCCCCUCUCUUCAGCCCCUCGUUAUAACGCUCUCAGCUUCAUACACCUCCUAUAAAGCCGAGGACACACACUCUACACACACUGUCACACACACAUCAAUGUAUCUACUGUUUAUUUCUCGUGCUGUAAAUAAAAACACAUCUAUUAUCUGA